Messenger RNA from Manihot esculenta (cassava), 3178 nucleotides. Its product is annotated as WD repeat-containing protein 36. Gene Ontology annotation, cellular component: small-subunit processome; Pwp2p-containing subcomplex of 90S preribosome. Gene Ontology annotation, molecular function: protein binding. Lineage: Eukaryota; Viridiplantae; Streptophyta; Magnoliopsida; Malpighiales; Euphorbiaceae. The transcript is spliced from 16 exons. Bases 206 to 2932 code for a protein of 908 amino acids. Gene Ontology annotation, biological process: rRNA processing. The record is from RefSeq and is a predicted model, not a curated record.
UUUUGACUUAACCUUAAACCCUGCGUAGUUGCUUCUUUCUCCCAUUCCCCGCCUCUCCUCGUGCUCUACUGAAACAAAUCCCCUUCUUCUUCACACCACUUCCAGGCAAUCAAACCUUCGCCAUCUCUCCCUCCUUCCGGAUUCGCAAACUAUAUACUACAGCCGUUGCAUCAUUCAAUUGAUUGUGGUAGUUUUCUGCAGAGACAUGGGGAUAUUUGAACCCUACAGAGCAAUUGGAUACAUAACAAGCAGUGUUCCCUUCUCCGUUCAGCGACUAGGCACUGAAACUUUUGUCACAGUGAGUGUAGGCAAAGCUUUUCAGGUUUACAACUGCGCCAAGCUGAAUUUGGUCCUUGUUAGUCCACAGCUUCCCAAAAAGAUUCGAGCUCUUGCUUCCUAUCGCGAUUUCACCUUUGCUGCCUAUGGAAACCACGUAGCCGUUUUUAAGCGCGCUCAACAGGUAGCAACUUGGAGUAGGCAUAGUGCUAAAGUUAAUUUGUUGUUGCUGUUUGGUGAUCACAUCUUGAGUGUAGACGUUGAUGGUAAUAUGUUCAUUUGGGGUUUCAAAGGACUUGAGCAGAAUCUAGCUCCAAUUGGACACAUCAUGCUAGAUAAUAGAUUUACACCCACCUGCUUAAUGCACCCAGAUACUUACCUAAACAAGGUUGUUCUUGGGAGCCAAGAGGGUACUUUGCAGCUUUGGAACAUCAGCACUAAGAAGAAGCUUUACGAGUUCAAGGGAUGGAAUUCCUCUAUCACAAGUUGUGUCUCAUCACCUGCACUUGAUGUCAUUGCAAUUGGUUGUGCUGACGGGAAAAUUCAUGUACAUAACAUUCGCUGUGAUGAGGAGUUGGUUUCCUUUUCUCAUGCUACAAGGGGCGCGGUAACUGCCUUGUGUUUUAGUACUGAUGGACAGCCUCUUCUAGCAUCUGGAGGUUCAUCUGGUGUCAUUAGCAUAUGGAAUCUUGAGAAAAGAAGGCUCCAAUCAGUCAUAAAAGAGGCUCAUGAUAAUUCAAUUAUUUCAUUGCACUUUUUUGCUAAUGAGCCUGUAUUGAUGAGUGCAUCAGCAGACAACUCGAUUAAAAUGUGGAUUUUUGACACAAGUGACGGAGAUCCUCGCCUGUUGCGCUUUCGAAGCGGACACAGCGCUCCUCCUCAUUGCAUAAGGUUCUAUGCGAAUGGGAGACACAUUCUAUCUGCUGGUCAGGAUCGUGCCUUCCGUCUUUUCUCCGUCAUCCAGGAUCAGCAAAGUAGAGAGCUUUCCCAGCGUCAUGUAUCUAAGCGUGCCAAGAAACUGAAAGUGAAGGAAGAAGAAUUGAAAUUGAAGCCUGUUAUUGCAUUUGAUUGUGCUGAAAUUAGGGAGCGGGAUUGGUGCAAUGUGGUUACAUGUCAUAUGGAUACUGCACAGGCGUAUGUAUGGAGGCUUCAGAAUUUUGUCCUUGGUGAGCAUAUCCUGAGACCUUGCCCAGAAAAUCCAACACCUGUUAAGGCCUGUGCUAUUAGUGCAUGUGGUAAUUUUGCUGUAGUAGGGACAGCAGGUGGUUGGAUAGAGAGGUUCAAUCUUCAAUCGGGGAUCAGCCGUGGCAGUUACCUAGAUGUGUCAGAAGGAAGAAGCUGCGCCCAUGAAGGAGAGGUGGUUGGAGUUGCUUGUGAUUCAACAAAUACCCUGAUGAUAAGUGCAGGAUACCAUGGAGAUGUAAAGGUUUGGGAUUUCAAAGGACGGGAACUAAAAUCGAGAUGGAGAGUUGGCUGUUCUCUGGUUAAAACUGUUUAUCAUCGUCUCAAUGGUCUUUUGGCUACUGUGGCAGAUGAUUUGGUUAUUCGUUUGUUUGAUGUCGAGGCAUUGAGAAUGGUUCGCAAAUUUGAAGGUCAUACUGAUCGUGUCACAGAUUUAUCUUUUAGUGAGGAUGGGAAAUGGCUUUUAUCCUCCAGUAUGGAUGGGAGUCUUAGAAUUUGGGAUGUGAUCUUAGCCAGGCAAAUAGAUGCAAUAUGCGUUGAUGUGCCUAUUACAGCAUUGUCUCUGUCACCAAAUUUAGAUAUAUUAGCAACAACUCAUGUUGAUCAAAAUGGUGUGUAUUUGUGGGUUAAUCAAUCAAUGUUCUCUGGGACCUCAGUUGUUGAUUCAUACGCAAGUGGGAAAGAAGUUGUGAGUGUCAAAUUGCCAUCUGUCUCUUCAAUGGAAGGUUCUCAAGUUCAGGACUCUGAUAGACCUAUUGUGAAGCACCCACAACAUGAUGAAGCUUCCGUCUUGCCAACUUUCAGUCAUCAAAUCCCAGAACUUGUAACUCUCUCAUUGUUGCCUAGAAGCCAAUGGCAGGGUUUGAUCAACUUGGACAUUAUAAAGGUGCGCAACAAACCAGUUGAGCCUCCUAAGAAGCCUGUGAAUGCUCCUUUCUUCUUGCCUUCAUUACCAUCCCUUUCUGGAGAAGUAUUAUUUAAACCUAGUGAGCCGAUGAACGAGGAGAAAGAAACAAAAACUGAUGAAGUGCAGAACAAUGAUAGAAAACUAGACAGGACAACAUACCAAUUUUUACAACUCCUUCAGUCCUCUGCCAAGAUGAAAAAUUUUUCUACGUUUACUGAUUAUAUCAAAGCCUUGUCUCCAUCAACUUUGGACAUGGAGCUCCGACUGCUGCAGAUAAUAGAUGAGGAUGAUCAGCAAGAGCUUGAAAAGAGACCUGAGUUUAUAUCAAUUGAGCUGCUGCUUGAUUAUUUCAUUCAUGAGAUAGCUAGCAGAAACAAUUUUGAGUUUGUGCAAGCUGUUAUUAGAUUGUUUUUGAAGAUACACGGGGAAACCAUACGCUGCCAACCAAAAUUUCACGAAAAGGCUGGAAAGCUGCUAGAAACCCAACGUGAAGUUUGGCAGAGAAUGGACAAUUUAUUUCAGAGCACUAGAUGCAUGGUCACUUUCCUAAGCAAUUCUCAGUUCUAAUUUUCCGGAGGUAUCAAUUGUUUUUGUAAUUUGAGAUGAAAUAGCUCUUUCCACAGCAGUGGUAUUUAUUUUAUAAAUUAUUUUUCUCAGAAAAUUUUGUAUGUAGGCUCUGUUAGUUCACCUUGAAAUAUAGAAUGGUAGAGGCCCUGGAGGGCACCCCAUUUUUUGAUGGGGAGAGUCAACUUGUAAUUGUAGAAUAUUAUCUUUACUGUUUUUGCAGAAAUAGAAUUUGAGCAUUUCAAAGAA